This is a messenger RNA of Helianthus annuus (common sunflower), 1284 nucleotides long. RefSeq names its product cinnamoyl-CoA reductase 1. The coding region runs from base 41 to 1048 and encodes 335 amino acids. NCBI's taxonomy places the organism in Eukaryota, Viridiplantae, Streptophyta, Magnoliopsida, Asterales, Asteraceae. Gene Ontology annotation, molecular function: oxidoreductase activity, acting on the CH-OH group of donors, NAD or NADP as acceptor. The record is from RefSeq and is a predicted model, not a curated record. The transcript is spliced from 5 exons.
AAUAUCUUCAACCAAUAUCUUAUUACAAUUAUUUAUAGUUAUGUCUCCGGUACCCAGUCAAGUCAUCUGCGUUACCGGUGCAGGCGGUUUCAUCGCCUCAUGGAUGGUCAAAUUGCUGUUAGAGAAAGGCUAUAUUGUCAGAGGAACCGUUAGAAAUCCAGAUGAUCCGAAGAAUAAUCAUCUGAGAGAGCUGGAAGGAGCUAAGGAAAGGUUAGCUCUAUACAAAGCUGAUCUUCUCGAUUUCGAGAGCUUACGUGAAGCCAUUAAUGGAUGUGAUGGUGUUUUUCACACUGCUUCUCCUGUCACAGAUGAUCCUGAACAAAUGGUGGAGCCUGCGGUGAUUGGAACAAGGAAUGUGAUAGUUGCGGCGGCUGAAGGUAAAGUGCGGCGAGUGGUGUUUACGUCGUCGAUUGGAGCGGUUUACAUGGAUCCGAAUCGGGGUCCAGAUGAUGUUGUUGAUGAGAGUUGUUGGAGUGAUUUAGAAUUCUGCAAGAACACUAAGAAUUGGUAUUGCUAUGGAAAGGCAGUGGCAGAAAAGGCUGCGUGGGACGAGGCUAAGGCGAGAGGGGUUGAUUUGGUUGCAUUGAACCCGGUGUUGGUGUUGGGCCCACUUUUGCAACCUACGGUCAACGCUAGCAUUGUUCAUAUCUUAAAGUAUCUAACUGGGUCGACAACGACCUAUGCUAAUUCGGUCCAAGCGUACGUUCAUGUACGUGAUGUGGCGUUGGCACACAUUUUACUAUUUGAGACUCCAUCGGCUUCUGGUCGGUAUCUGUGUGCUGAGAGUGUGCUUCAUCGCGGAGAAGUGGUUGAAAUUCUAGCCAAGUAUUUUCCGGAGUACCCGAUUCCCACCAAGUGUAAAGAUGAAACAAAGCCAAGAGCGAAGCCAUAUAAGUUCUCAAACCAAAAACUCAAGGAUUUGGGUCUUGAAUUUACCCCGGUUAAACAGAGUUUAUACGAGACGGUUAAGAGCUUGCAAGAGAAGGGUCACCUCCCGGUGCAACCGACCCAGGCCCAGACCGAUGAUCACAUCCGUAUUCACUCCUAGUGAAUUUUUUACAUGAACAAACAAUAUAAGUAUAAAGUAUGUUUGUGUUUUCAGCAUGUCUUUAAGUGUAACACAUAUAUUCUAUGUACUGUUGUCACUUGUCAAUGCAUUUAGUAGAAACACAUAAUGGUGUACGUUAUGUGACAUGAGUUGAUGUUUUACCUACAAUCUAAGAUGUAACCUAAUUGUGUAUGUUCUACAGUUAAAUUUUGAGAAUUGCAGUGGUUGGUUAGUUA